Molecule: messenger RNA, 2946 nt
Organism: Macrosteles quadrilineatus (aster leafhopper)
Lineage: Eukaryota; Metazoa; Arthropoda; Insecta; Hemiptera; Cicadellidae
Product: cyclic nucleotide-gated cation channel beta-1-like
Exons: 16
Coding region: 217-2259 (680 amino acids)
Biological process (GO): monoatomic cation transmembrane transport
Cellular component (GO): intracellular cyclic nucleotide activated cation channel complex; plasma membrane
Molecular function (GO): intracellularly cAMP-activated cation channel activity; cGMP binding; intracellularly cGMP-activated cation channel activity
Source: RefSeq, a predicted model, not a curated record
AUUGAAUUUAUUUUAAACAUAAAUCGAAUAUAGUAUAUAAUAAAUGGAAACUUUUAUGUGUUGACUAUGGAUAACACAUAAAACACAACCUCCCACAUUAUUGGGAACCGUCAAGUACAUCCACAGCAAUGGUCGUCUGCUGAAGAAGAUUCUGGGGAAUCCUCCACACCUCAGCAAAACCACGUCAGCUGUUUUACAAUUCAAGACAGCAACAAUAUGACUCAACAAUGUGAGGAUGUAAAAAGUGUGAGUGUCCGAAGUGACAUAAUACAAUCCGACCCAUCCAACACCCCAGACCAAGCCACUUGUCAUAGUAGUAGCGGCGACGACCAUGCCUACAGGUUAGACUCGGAACAAAGUCAACAGCUGAUCAGGCAGCGGCUUCAAGACCUCGUGAGAAGGUUUUCCGAGAGAGCUUUACGAGUAAGAAGACGUUUUGACUUUCCGCCAACUCCCUCUACCAUUAGCAGCUGUGAACAUGAAGAAAGCAACAGUGUACUCAAGUCGCCCCUGAAGAGGAUUAGAUUUGUCUCGCAAGAGUGGGGUUCAAAGUUUUCCAUGUGUGAAUCAAUCAGGCACAAAGUAAAGAACUUCUCCUUCGUCUUUGAACCACAAAGCUACUUCUACGUUUCGUGGCUGUGUAUUAUAAUGGCAAGCUACUUGUAUAACUGCUGGGUCAUACCACUACUGACAUUCUUUCCCUACCGAACCCCAACCAAUGAAAUGGUCUGGUUCUACAUUGAUUGUGUCGUCGACUUCUUCUACCUGUUGGAUUUUGUUCUGAUCAAACCGAGGGUGAUGUAUCUAGAGGAUGGAUUCUGGGUGCGAAAUACUAAAUCUCUGAGAGAUAAAUACACAAGAUCACUCACAUUUAAGAUUGAUGCUCUAUCCUUGCUCCCGGCAGAUCUGAUAUGUUACUAUUUUGGAAUUGUUCAUCCUAUUCUGAGACUUCCUCGUCUGUUAAAGAUUCAGUCGUUUUGGGAGUUUUUUGACUACUUUGACCACGCCUUGGCUAACCCCUAUGCUGUGAGAGUCACUCGUUCCCUCACUUAUAUGAUAUUCCUGGUACAUCUCAAUGCGUGUGCGUACUACUUCGUCUCCGUCACGGAGGGAAUUGGUUCUAACCGUUGGGUCUUCAAUGGAGAGGGAAAUGCGUACAUUAGGUGUUUUUAUUUUGCUACAAAAACUGCCACUUCCAUCGGCAAAAAUCCAAGACCGGAAAAUGAAAUGGAAUAUGUCUUCAUGACUGCUUGUUGGCUGAUGGGUGUUUUUGUUUUUGCACUUCUAAUUGGUCAGAUAAGGGACAUUAUUGCCACAGCCACCAAGUCUCAGACUGAAUACCGGAAGUAUUUGGAUGAAGCUAUGGAGCAUCUCCGUCUUUUGAACAUCUCCAAGGAGUUGAUGGAAAGAGUCAAAAUGUGGUUCACGUAUACAUGGGAGCAACAGCACACUUUGAAUGAGCUGACAAUUUUGGACAAUCUCCCGUACAAGAUGAAGACCGAUGUUGCCAUCAAUGUACACAUCAACACUCUCAAUAAGGUUCAACUGUUCAAGCAUUGUGACGAUGCUCUCUUGCGAGACUUAGUGCUCAAGCUGAGGCCUGUGGUGUACCUACCAGGGGACUACAUCUGCCGGAAGGGGGAAGUUGGCAAAGAGAUGUACAUUGUGAAGAACGGCCAGGUGCAGGUAGUGGCGGGGCCAAAGGGUGAGGAGGUGUUGGCGACACUGACAGAGGGAACUGUCUUUGGAGAGAUCAGUCUGUUGUCUCUGGACGGAGGCAAUCGUAGAACAGCUGACGUCAGAUCAAACGGAUUCUCCAACCUCUUUGUUCUCAGUAAGGACGAUCUCAAUGAAGCACUACAGUUUUACCCAAACGCCCAAGAGAUUUUAAAAAAUAAAGCAAAACAGCUGAUGCGUCAGAAUGCCGCCAGAGAACGCAAGAAUAAGAGGAACGAGAUGAACAAUGUUGAACCUGCAAACAAAAUGCCGAAAAUGAUACCAGACACAGCUCGGAUUUUGAGUAAAUACUCAAAAUGCAGAUACCCAAGAAAUCAGAACCCCUCGAGACCUCGAGUGAGGACGUCAGUUUACUGCACUAAACCAUUUUCACAAGAAGUUGAGGACCAGCGGCUGUUGGCAAGAAGCUUCUCCGUGGAGCUAGGAGAUCUGCAGGUGUACCAGUCGUGUUUGGACGCGUCCGAACCUGACAUGACUGGUGAUGUGCCUUGUCAAGUCACGGUACACAGGAACAAUGAGUGAGUCCAUUCCAGUCCAGAUGCCGAGUGGAAUGAGAUCGUCUGUAGUUUCUGUUGAAUCAUGAUACCACAGAAUCAAGUUGGAUUCUUAGUUGAUUGGGUAAAGAUUUCGCAAAGCUGCUGAGAAUAUUACUGAUAUUUGGGUUGUUACAUCUGCGAUUAAUAUGUGUCAGCCUUAGUCCUAGGAAUUCUUCAGCUAAAAUUGUGACAAAAGUUUGCUACCUCUAUUCUUUUUUAUUGCAAACAUUGAUUUGAAUGUUUUCAAUAAAAAAGGAUAGAGGUAGCAAUCUCAAUAGCAAUGUUCAAUUAAUUACUGGACUUAGUUGUUAACUUACGUUUUUGAUUCAUAGAACCAUUUCCUGGAGUCUUGCACUUUACUUAAAGAACCGCUCCCUGAGUAAAUUCCUAGUUAUUCUUUGUUGUUUUUUAUUUUUAUUUUUUACCAUACUUUAUUUGAUUCCUUUCUUUGGAUCAGCUGAUAACUUCCAAGAAUUUACUAGUCUAAUUGUUGUGAUAACCAACAGAGUGAUAUUGUUCAUAGUAGCCAAAUGUUGAUGAUAAUAUAAACUUCACCAUGAUAUUUAUUUUUGUAAAGUUAUAUACAGUAAUAUAUAUGUUAUGUAUUAUUAUAAAGAUAAAGAAUUUUAAAAUGUAUCAGUAAAUAUGACUGCUAAUGUUAACAAGAUAAUUC